CAUUAGCGGGUGCGCCAGAUGAUUGGUACAGGAUGGAAGUCCCACGAGAGUGCGCCACGUGACCAGCUCCGCCGCGAGACGUCAGUGGCAGAUGGCACGGGUACCCGCGCUGGCAGUUGGCACGGGUGUCACUUUUCUCACAGAGAGGGAGAGAGAGACAGAGAGUGAGAGGAGGGUGAAAACGAGAUUAAAGGAAUUCUAAGUGGCUCACAGCAGACACAUGGAAGGCGCAUGGUGCUGAGACUGAGUGGAAUUUUAGAACAUGCGAGUCAAAUUUUAAGAGAAAAAGAAGGGACAAUGUUGACCGCGCCGCCAGAUGAGCCAGACGCAAUGCGCGAGCCUCAGUUCGGAGCAAGCUUCCCACGUCCGAGCGUCCAUGACAGUCUGAGACAAGAGCAACAAGAUCAUCGCAGACAAAGGUUCGACAACGUAGAUCAACAUGACGAACGCUCUGACAGGGACGAGGAAGAGCGAGACGAAGACCAAGACGAAGAGCAGGACGAGAGCGGCCUGAGCAAAAGGCGCACUUCCAGAAGACGCCAAUCGGGUGCCACGUGCUCGGACAGGGCCCGGUUGCGGCGCCAGGAGGCGAACGCACGUGAGCGCAGCCGGAUGCACGGACUGAACAGCGCACUGGAGAGCCUGCGCAAAGUUGUGCCGUGCUACUCGAGCGCUCAGAAGCUGUCUAAGAUCGAAACCCUGCGUCUGGCCAAGAACUACAUCCGGGCCUUGUCGGAAACGCUCAGCGCUGGCACGCGGCCCGACCUUGUGGCAUUCGCACGAACCCUGUGCAAAGGCUUAUCCCAACCAACCACCAACUUGGUAGCGGGGUGCCUGCAGCUCAACGCGGGUCGUUUCCUCGCCAGUCCUGGUGACGUCUCACCCCCGUGCGACGGCCCGUACGCGUACUCAAACGCAGAAACGAGCCGCGCAGACGCGCCCAAACACUUCCGACCUUUCUCCUACUGCAACAUGUAUGACUCGUAUUACAGCAGCGCGUCUCCGGACAGCCAACUCAGCCCGCCGGUGAACUAUAACGGCGUGUUCUCGUUUCAGAAACCCGACGAGCAGACGGAGUGCGUGGCGAGCUGCCGGUACGGCGCGACGUGCUGCGGCGCCCCGGCACGAGCCUCCACCAGCCGGCCUUCCGCAUACACGGUCUCCCCCGACAGCCACUUUUCGAACGAGCUGCGCAUGCGCAAUCAGCCCUUCCAAGCGCAGGAACAAUUACACGCGGUGUAUCACAAUUAAAGAGCAAAAACCGAGUUCGUUUUCCUUAUAAUGUGUCUUAAUAUAUUUAUUAUUUAUUAUAUAUUGCCCGAUUUUACUGCAUAGUUUAUUGUCUGUUGUACUCCCUAAAUGUACUCCCUUAUUUAUUGCACACUAAUAAAUGUCAGAUUGUUAA
This is a messenger RNA of Clarias gariepinus (North African catfish), 1405 nucleotides long. It is a transcript of the gene neurod6b, whose product is annotated as neuronal differentiation 6b. The coding region runs from base 232 to 1251 and encodes 339 amino acids. Gene Ontology annotation, molecular function: protein dimerization activity. The record is from RefSeq and is a predicted model, not a curated record. Lineage: Eukaryota; Metazoa; Chordata; Actinopteri; Siluriformes; Clariidae. The transcript has 2 exons.